Molecule: messenger RNA, 1281 nt
Organism: Moneuplotes crassus
Lineage: Eukaryota; Ciliophora; Spirotrichea; Euplotida; Euplotidae
Source: the annotation of a GenBank genome assembly
AUGGGAUGCAGCCAAAGCGCAUCGACAGUUACUAUGCGGAAAAACAUAGUAGUUAAGGAUUCAGAGAGUGAAGAUGAUGAAGAUGGUGUUAAACAUCCCUUAACUUAUGACAUAUCAGAAAUAUAUCAGAAAAUUCAACUUGAAGCCUAUGCUCAUAGGAAAGCCAUAGAGUUGUAUUCAGAAGCCCAUAACCUCAUUUUCAAACAAAGGGCCGUUCAAAUAGAUAGCUGGCUUGCUUCUCUAAAAACCCAUUUGGAUAGAUUUGAUCCCGAGAGGUUGAAUUCAGAAUGGUACCUAUCGACUUUCUGAGAACAAAAUAAUAUCAAAUUUUAAGCAAAUCGAUCAUCUCAAUUCUCAAUUUGCUAAUCAAAAUUAUUAUGCAGCAUGCAAGCGACAAUACGACAGCCUUGGAAAUGAUCUCAAAGACCUUCUAGGACGAUCCAAGAUAUUGCUUCGGCAGGUGGAGUUACAGCAGGUGUUGCAAGCUAAUAGUUCAGGACAAAGCAAAGCUAAAGAAGAAUCCAAUAUUUGAGAAGAGGAGAAAAAUACUCUUAAGGAAUCUGAAGAAAUUGAAUGGCAAGCACUCUCAGGUUCCUGAUUGGAAUAUUCUGUGGAUUUUAGAGACUCUUCUGGAGAUCCUUUUGGCUUAACUUUAGAUGAAAUCCGUGUAUCUCUAGGAAAUCUUCUAGAUUUCAAAUUUUUGAAGAACAUAAUUCCUCUGAACCAUGAUUAUUUAUCUCAUAUUUAUUGAGAUAUAGACGAAAUCAAUCAGAAGACUCUCAAGAUUUUGGCUCAGUGCCCAUUCUUCAAACGGGUAAACAAAUUAUUUCUCUCGUUCAGAAGACAAGCCCGUAUCAACAUGGAUAUGUGCCUGAAGCAGAUCCUGAAUGCUAGCUGUAAGAUAUAGAAUCUGAGUUCAACAUUUCUGGGCUAAUUAUUACCCAGCCUUCAUUUAUGAAGCUUCUCUGUGCUUCCCGAAAUAUAGACAAAUUAUGUUUGAAUGAUUGAGAAAUUUCUAUGAAAGAUGUUCCUGACUUUGGUAAUAUCAAAAAUUCAACACAAACUCUGCAUACAAUCAGAAGUCUAUGAUUUUAUUCUUCAGAAAUUAUUGGGCCGUCUAAAAACCCAGCCAAGAUAGAUGGCUUCUUAGCUUUGAUAAAAGGACUCUCCAAGUCUCAAUAUUUCAGAACUUCUUUAGAUUAUAUUGGAGUGACCAACUCUUUGGAUCUCAAAAAGGUGAAGAAGAUAUUAAAAAAAUAUGAAUUUACCCUUGAAAAUUAA